GAUAAAACCUUGGGAUGAUACAUGGAUCAUUGUCUAUUGAAAUGCAGAUGGCUAGAUGGGAUGAAAUUUUGAGUCUUCCGGUGCAGAGUCCACCAAACAUAGAAUUCUCUGCUGCUGACAUUGUGUGGUCCAGAGUGGAAGGCUGGCGUGAGACCAUGGACAAACUGGCACUAAUCCCAUUCUCCAGAGUGAAUGAUUUUGUCAGAGGUGAAUCAAACAACAAGGAUUGUCCUACCAGAUUUCAUGUUGAAGCGAGGAGAAGACGGUCACCAGAGAUGGCCAACAAACUAAAGGUUGAUGGAAUUCUCGAGUAUAUUCUGUAUUGGUGUUCUUUUGGACCAGAUGAUCACAGGAAGGGAGGUGUUGUUCGCCCCAGCAGGACCUAUUGCACAAAGAGAAAGACUCCUGCUGGUAGGCCAAACACAAAAAGGGGUUGUGUAUGCCAUUUCAUUGUGAAGCGUCUAAUAGCUGAACCGUCUGUUGCACUUGUCAUAUACAAUCAAGAUAAGCAUGUAGACAAGAAAGGGCUACCUUGCCAUGGACUCCAGGAUACAAAAUCUGUGGGAACCUCUGCAAUGUUUGCACCAUGUAUCUCAGAUGAGCUCCGUCUUCAAAUUAUGUCCUUAUUGUAUGUUGGGGUCCCCGUAGAAACUAUCAUGCAGAGGCAUACUGAAGCAGUAGAGAAGCAGGGAGGGCCAAGCAAUAGGGAUGAUCUUCUCACUCACAGGUACGUACGCAGGCUAGAAAGGAAGAUUAGGCGUUCCACAUAUGAAUUAGACCCUAAUGAUGGUAUUAGUAGUAAUAUGUGGGUUGAAAUGCACCGGGAUCAUGUGUUCUUUUAUGAGGACUUCUCUGAUUCUGAACCUUUUGUUUUGGGGAUUCAAACGGAUUGGCAGCUCCAACAAAUGAUUCAGUUUGGUAACCGCAGUGUUAUAGCCUCUGAUUCAAGGUUUGGCACAAAUAAGCUAAAGUAUUCCGUUUAUAGUCUCCUGGUCUUCGACUCAAAAAGGAAUGCAAUCCCUGUAGCAUGGAUUAUAACAGCAAGAUUUUCCAGCGGCGAGAUACACCGAUGGAUGCGAUCUCUUUAUGACAGGAUUCGUUCAAAAGAUCCAACAUGGAAAUUGGGUGGUUUCAUUGUUGAUGAUCCUUUAGCUGAUGUGAAUGUCAUUAGGGAGGUCUUUCAGUGUUCUAUUUUGAUAAGUUUCUGGCGUGUACGCCAUUCCUGGCAUAAAAAUUUGAUGAAAAAGUGCUCAGACAUAGGAAUGCAAGUGGAGCUGUCAACGCGACUUGGAGAAAUUGUUUCAAACAUUUGCAGGGAUCGGGCUUCCCUGGAUUCAGUUCAUGAUUUUAUAGAAGACUUUGUUGAUUGCUUGGAUUUUUUGGAUUAUUUUAAGGGAGUUUGGUUUCCAAAAUUAGGAGCGUGGACUAAUAUCUUGAAGUCACUUCCACUUGCUAGCACAGAGGUUUCUUCUGCCACUGAGUGUUACCAUAAUCAACUCAAACUUCGAUUGUUGAAUGAGAAAGAUUCAAAUAUCUACCAACGUGCUGAUUGGCUGGUUGAUAAAUUAGGUACCAAGGUGCAUUCUUAUUACUGGUUGGAUGAAUAUAGUGGCAAGGAUAACUUUGCCAGAUACUGGAAAGAUGAGUGGAAAUGUGGCUUGACCGCUUGGCGUCGGGCUUUGGAUAUUCUUGAUUCCGAUGUUGUUUUUGAUGGCAACUCUGCUACAGUUGUUCAUCCUGCGAAUCCUCGACACGUUCAUCUUGUCCUGAAUCCAGGCUCUGAAUUUGCAAUAUGUGACUGCAACUGGUCAAAGAUGGGGAACCUCUGUGAGCAUGUGAUCAAAUCAAGUAAGAUUUAUCGUCACAACAGAUCUAACUCACUCUCAACUAGCAUGUUUCAAUACAAGAGGACUUUGAUGAAUCUGCUUAAAUGCCCCCCACACAAUUCUCUGUUGCGUGAUCAUGCUAUUUCAUUAGCUGCAUCUGUUCAGGCUCAGUUGAAUUCACUGUUCGCCCAGGAAUUUUGUGCUUCCCGCACAGGCAAGUCAGUUCCCUUGGAAGAGAGAGUAACAGCUGAACCCACUUCUACUUCCAACAAAGCACCUAAUAAUGUUAAUGAUAUGUUGAAUAAGAAUCAAGAAGCUCCUCUUGAGAAUUUCAGCAUUGCUGGAGCUUCAAUUCAGCCUACUGAGAAAUCUCCAGCUGGUUUCAUGGCUGCUGAGGAACAAAUCUCUGCUGGUAAGGCUAGUGAAAGUUUGCCCAGCGAGGGGCCAAGCUUGGAUUCUCGUGUGUACCAGCGGCUACAUUCAAGAGAUACAGUAGAUGAUAAUAUUAAUGAAGUUGCAAUCACUAAGAAAAUGAAGAAAACUGAUCAAAGCUCCAUAGAAAGCUUUCAAUCAGUGACAGAAUAUGGAGUUACAGAAGGACUUGCAGAGGACAAAUGCGACAGAAACUUCUCUGAUGUUCAUGAAAGAAGAACAGAUGUGGAUGAUAGUUGUGCGCCAAGUAAGCCGUCAGCUUCCAUUGUAGUCGCAGAAAACCAUAGCAUUGGUGAUGAGAAGACUGAGAUUUCUUCAACUGUGGAUGAUAGUUUUUGUGAUGCUAAUGGAUUAAAUGAUCCUGCUUAUCAUGGGAACGGUGUUGCUUAUUGUUCAAGAAUCAUAGAGGAACCAUCCUCUGAUUUUCGUCAAGCUAGUAUUGUGAAGUUUGAAAGUGCGGAUGUAAAGGUUUGCAUGGACAUUGAUGUUCUUAGAUCUGAAGAAAAGGUCUGUGAUAAUGGUGAUAAUGUGGAAGUGUAUUAGUCCAAAUUUUUUACUUGUAUUUUAUCUCAGUCAUAAAAUUUUCACAACUAAAAGCACAUAUGAAUAAGCUAAAGCAUAGAGGGAUGUUUUUGUUUUUUCGGAACGGGGGUAUCUACCAUAAGAGAUUUAAGCUUCCUUUGA
Molecule: messenger RNA, 2942 nt
Organism: Dendrobium catenatum
Lineage: Eukaryota; Viridiplantae; Streptophyta; Magnoliopsida; Asparagales; Orchidaceae
Exons: 5
Coding region: 15-2801 (928 amino acids)
Molecular function (GO): zinc ion binding
Source: RefSeq, a predicted model, not a curated record